AUGAGGUUUACAGCCCCUCAGUUAAUGAAGAAACCCUUAGAGCAGAGGGACAAGAACAAGCACUGCGCUUACCAUAGAGGUUACGGGUAUACAACCAAUGAUUGCAGAUUCCUUAGGCAGCAAGUGGAGAACAUGAUAAUCAGGGGUGAAUUGGCAGACUACUUCAUAACAAAGGAGUAUGUGAAGCCUCGGGAGGUCAAUCCUCGGAAAGUAGAAGGUAAUCAAGUGAAGGUCAUCCAUGCAAUACAUAGGAGAUCAGAAGAUGAGCAAGAGUCAGAGGAAGUAUAUAGAUCCAAACUGAGGGCAGCCCAUAAGCGAAGAAAGUUAUCCUUAGUGAACACUAUCGCUUCGGGCAGUAUCAUAUCGAGUUCGGUGAUGGAGAUUUAUCCAGAGUUCAACUACCCCACAAGGAUCCGUUAG
Messenger RNA from Cornus florida, 420 nucleotides. RefSeq lists its product as uncharacterized. The coding region runs from base 1 to 420 and encodes 139 amino acids. NCBI's taxonomy places the organism in Eukaryota, Viridiplantae, Streptophyta, Magnoliopsida, Cornales, Cornaceae. The record is from RefSeq and is a predicted model, not a curated record. The transcript has a single exon.